Messenger RNA from Liolophura sinensis, 5195 nucleotides. RefSeq lists its product as uncharacterized. The record is from RefSeq and is a predicted model, not a curated record. NCBI's taxonomy places the organism in Eukaryota, Metazoa, Mollusca, Polyplacophora, Chitonida, Chitonidae. The transcript is spliced from 2 exons. The coding region runs from base 1 to 3312 and encodes 1103 amino acids.
AUGGUUCCUGUGUCAUUGGGUCAACCAAGCAGGGACAAAGUGGUGUGUCUGAAGCCAUCCUCUGUACAUAGUGCUUUGCUCUCAAAACUUUCCAACGGUAUCAGUCAGAGGAAAGCACGAGGUGCUCCUGUGUUGGUACCCAGUUCGAGACUAGAGCAGUUCAACAUUGGUCAAUUUGCCUCCAUGAGCAGUAGGAAAAUUGGGUUAGUGGUUCAGGCUGUACCUAAACUACAGGUGGCUCCUGGCAGAAAGGCACCAGAAAAGGUAGGGACGAUGCCAAACUAUGAAAAUGCCGCCUACCAGCAAGUGAUUAGACAAUUCCCAAAUCUGGCAAAGUCUGUGUGUAAGGAAGAAGACUUGCUGAAAAUGGCAGUGGCUCCUGACGAUGUUCUGGAGUGUUUGCCAACUGUUGUGUCUAAAACACCAGUGGAGGACCAUGUGCUUCAUGAUCACGAUUAUUGUGUGAGGGGGUUCCCCGUGAAAGGUUCAGCAUCUUUGCUACAAGGUGAUGGACGCUUAUUAGAUGACAUUGACAGAGAACCAAAACUUGGCCGCCCACCAAAGAACGGUGACCGGAGGAAAAAGGCAACCAAAAGGACUUUAGAAGGGUUAGGAAGCCGUGCUAACAGUCCUGGUGGUGACUCCACGCAACAAAUAUUACCUCCCUCUGCUGACACAAAAUCUAACCCUGAACUGAAACUGGAGGGGGAAGUCAAAUCUGUUCAAGCCAAGAGACGCUCAGCUCGGCAAAAGUCCGGUCAUGACUCCUUGCCCAGCGAGAACCCGGACAGCCCGGAUAUUGACGGACACGGAGACGGGGCAAAGGUUAAGAUUACGGGGGCCUUUCAGGACGACUUUGUGUACUUUAUUAACAAAACAUCCCGAAAUAGAAGGCGAGCAAGUGAACAGCCUCAGGUUCCUGCAGCACCAGUUGUCCAGGCUUCAGAUAUCUACAUACCUCAUUUGUCAGACGCUGACAUUGCCGCGCUGAAAAACAAAACAGCCGUGGGUUCAGGUAGCACUGGCCAGACUAACAUCACUGAUGAAGACAGUAAGGUGAUUAACACUAUACUCAGCAUGGAGACUUCUCUAGAGAGGACCGAAACUACCACUGAUGGCUUUGGCUUUGCUACGCCAGGAGGUGACGCUUUAAAUGGGCUAGAUUUAACUCCAGAACAAAUGGACAUCUUGUUCAGUGCUAUAAAUGGUGACCCGUCAGUUCAGAAGUUCAGCCAGGAGAAUUUUGGUUUGGGACCUGAGGUGGAGCUCCCACAAGUCCCUGUUGAAAGUGUUGACCCAGGGAAAACGAUUCCAGUAUCGCAGGCUGGGGAAAACUUCACCGAUGCUAGCUCUCAUUUGUUGGGAAAUGUUGACAACCUUCAUAUGCCGAACAUGGACUUGAUCCUGAGCACUACCUCUAGCCUGAAAAGCAAUUUGCCAACCCUGGAUCCCUCAGAGGUUCAGGACAGUAUCUCAGCCAUUGCUUCCACGAGUAGUUCAGUGACUUCUUUGGACACUGGGCUGGAAACCAUUCCGUCUACAGUGGACAGCACCGUGAUGACACCGCAGACUCAUGAAUUCUCAGUUACUGCUGUCAGCGCCGAACCAAAACCAGCUCCCUUGAAUGGAAUGUCUGACCUUGCACUGCCACCGUUUGACAAGUCCCUGGACUUUUUGGGAGUUGGAGACAUGAAGACAGACCUGUUUCCAGAGAUGGGUCUGUCUCAAGAAAACUCUGCUACUAGUGAAGCCAACUCACCUUGGAUUGUCACUGUCAGUAUGUACUGGAAUGAUUUGCCAGCUAUCAUGCUGGGCAACCAACCGUACGUGCGUCUGGUAGAUAUAUACAAACAGAUCCUCCCGGCCAAAGACACCGGAAUUCUGAAAAAACGUUGUCAGCUGCUUGGCAUGGAAGUGAAAAACUGCUCAGAAAUGCAGCGGUACUUUCUGGUGAAGUAUGGCCGAGGCUAUAACUCCAAGAGUACUUUGGUUGUGUCCAAGGAUGAUGCUAAAAGGUUGAUAGGGUUUUAUGUGGAGCCGCAGAGUCGGACGGCAAAGCCAGAAGGAGCAGUGGAAAAAAUGCCAGGGUCACCUCUGCCAGCACCAAAGUUCCGCAAACCUGCAUCUGAGGCGAGUUGUGAUUCUACCACGUCCGGGAGCGUGUCUCCAGGGUUGACUAAGGAUGGAAACUCUUCUGAUCCACCCAGUCUGACUGCUAAAAAGGACAAACCAAAAAGUGCCAGUCCACGAACUCCUUCCAAACGACGCAUGGUGUCUUCUCCAGCGGGCGAGUCCGUUUCCAAGAGGCUGCGGCACAAGAAGAUCAACUUCCGCAGCAUGCUUCAGGGUAUCAAGAGAGAAGAUGAGGUGAUGGAAGGGGAGUCGCCCCUGUCACCUGCCAUGCCUUCUGACCUCGCCCCCCAGUCUGAGGGUGAGGCAUGCCCCGCUAACAUCCAGACAGAUCCGUGUAUGCCGAGUCGGCGGCGCUCUCGGUCCCAGUCUGACAGCAUUGACAAAACUUUACCUCCACAGACUGAGGCUUCUCCAGUGCUGGGACGGAGUGGUGAUAAGAUCAUACCAGUACGCCUGAGGUCUUACGGUUCCAGAGCCAACCUCAAAUCUCCUCGCUCUCAUUCCUUUGGACUUUUGAAGCCGUGCUCAUUAAGACAGUACAACCUGCUGGGGAAACAACUGCGGCGAGUGAAAGGCAGCUUCCCCACUAACGGAACGCUUCAGAACGUACUGAAAAAACGCCAGCUCAACGGCACUUUGCCAGUGUCUCCGAUCAAGCCGGGAGACAUGAAAACAGGUGUACCCGAGGUGGACGUUAAGCAGCUAAGAUCAGAGUUAUCUCCACUUGCAGAGGAUCGCCCAAUUCAGGGAAAUCUUAACUCCUCAGGCGUCAGUCUGAGGCGGGGUUCAUCCCGCAGACGUGUGGUAGCAUCGUCUGCUGCUGGUAACCGAGUUCGAAGCAGUGGCCGAAAGCGAAAACUUAAACAACUGUAUCCUAUUGAGAACUACUCGUACACGAAAAAGGCCAGGAAAGAAGCUGGCAAUGGCACUGUGUGCGUGCAGCCCACUCCAUUAGAAACUAGUCGUCACUUGAGGGGUCGCCCUAUUGUCCCAGUCAGGACGAGUCCUCGAAAAAAACGGGUGGACAUGAACGCACAUAUUGAGGCGGAUGGACAUGUGGUGGCCACGUCGAGAUCCACAUCCGAGGAUGAAGAAAAUCGCCCCAAAAACGUCAUCACUCUAACAAAUGGUCCUGAAUUUGAGACUUUCACAGCUUUGACCGGAGAUUUCAGUGUGUAGAUGUGGUAUAAGGUGAUUAAGGGAAUCGGCUGUGACUUGUGUGUGGGUAUCACAUACAUUACUGUAUAGUACAUGUAGUUACAUCUACCUUUGUCACCUCUGUCACACAGCUCAUUGGAUAGAUGUGGUAUUCUUGUAUUCCAGACAGAAUGUGGUUUAAGGAGAAGGAUCAGUGUUCUACUUUCAUACCUGUUGAAAAAAUAAAACAUGAAAAAACAGAAAAGUAAAGAAGCAAAACAAAAAUGUGAAAAAGUGCUGUAGAAAUAAUGGGUUUAUAUAUACAUGUACAAAAAAAAAAGGUUAUUACUCAAGGAAUAUUGGUGGUUAUAAGAAAAAACAAAAGGAAACAACUGGAUUAAUAAGAUGUUCAGCACUCCGGUCAUAUGAGGAUGGUUAUUCCUGUUGUAGCUUCUUUGGGUUUGGUUUCAAAACUGGGAGUCACCCUGGUUAGUGUCUCUUCAUUAUCAUGCAUUUUGUGCUAGCACUUGUGUUAACUGAUUUUUUUUUAUAUUCUUCCUUCCACUUUUUGUUGUUCAAUUUUGUUAGUGCUUCAUUGACAUAUUUUGUCCCACGUAAGAAGCAAGUCUAAAACAGAAACAAGUAAAAAAGGGAUCCAAAAAGUCCUGGCUGAAUGUAUAAUAGUGCCUAAUAGAUUUUAAAUGGACAAUUGCUCUUGCUUUUUCACCUACAGUUAACUGUAAAGUAACGUCCAUACAUAUAAAAGCAACCAAAUUGAUGCAUGGUAUGAUGUAGAGGCCAACUUAAAAGUAAUUUCCAAAAUGCUUGUAAAAAACCAUAUAUAUUAAAAAAAAAAAAAGUUUGUUACCCACACACUUGAAGUACUCAUACUAAUUUUAUGGUGUGUAGGAGAUCAAUUCUCUUGUAUUGGUGGUAAAGGAAAAUUGAAAUAUACAAUGUUGAAGGACACAUAUACAUCCUGCGUGUAGUGAUAGCUGCAUUUCUGAUCAGACAAAUUUCUAUAGAGCAUAGUGGAUAUCAGUCUUUAUACUGUUGUGCAUUUAACUAAAUGGCACUACUGGCACAUAAUGUGUCUGUAAUAGAGGGUAUCUUAUUCUGAUUUUAUAUGUAUACAUAUAGCUGUUCACAGUUAGUGAAUUUGAUGCCAUUCUUGACAAUAAGUGUUCAUUGUGCAGCUCCUAGAUUUUACUUCACACAAAAAAGUUCGGGUGUUAACAUUUAUUAAAAGUUUAUUCUGCAUUUAAUCAUCCCGAAAUUUGUUCGGUUAUCUUAGAAUAAAUAGGCAGUAAUUUAAUUCUAGGAGAGCCUAUAGUGGCCUUAAUCGCAACACGUAUCAUCACAGGUACUAAAUCCAGAUAUGUUUGGGACAUGAUUUUUUUCUUUGCCACUUAAAAUGUCAUUUUGUAGCCUCUGAAUAUAACCAUUAAUUUUAGAUCUUGGGACCUUGUGAAAAAUUUCAUUUCUGACGCUUGUGAAUAUAAUAUACAUUCAUGUAUACAUUACGGCACAAAUUAUAUAUAUAUUUGUGUAUAAAUGGUAAAGGCUGCAGUCAUCUUAUUGCGUUUCAAGAUUAACCAUAUUCAACCCAAAACACCCAAUCCAAUCUGGAUUCCCAUUGUAAACUACCACUCCCCAAGGUUUUAAGCUUAGUGUGUGCAUGUAUCUGCGGUUGGUUUCAUGUUGCUGAGACUUCAGCUAUUGCUGAUUUUGUUUAGUUUUUUUUUUUUUUUUUACCUUCUUGUUGACUGGUUGGUGCUGUAUUAUACCCAACUCCUUUUGUGUAUAGACCUACAGUUGUUGUACAUAGUGUGUAUAUAAUCCAUGUACACAUUGCAUUCCAUGUGAUAUCAUUCACUCUUGUGUGCGUAAGAAAAAAAAAUACAUUUCAAAAUGUUGUAUCAACG